Molecule: messenger RNA, 522 nt
Organism: Aspergillus versicolor CBS 583.65
Lineage: Eukaryota; Fungi; Ascomycota; Eurotiomycetes; Eurotiales; Aspergillaceae
Exons: 2
Coding region: 1-522 (173 amino acids)
Source: RefSeq, a predicted model, not a curated record
AUGUGCGGCAUCCCCCGACCAAGCUCUGGCCACAGAAUCGCCAUCAUGUUCCCCUCACCGUCUCCCUCGCCAUCAUCCUCACUAUCAUCAUCACCAUCCUCAUCUCCAUCCUCCUCCCCAGAACCACAACACCUCCCGGCACAGGAAUCAUACUCCCUCUCCUUCCGCGAAUCAGACCUCCACACGAAAGCCGUCUUCCGGAGUAAAGACGUCUCGACGAUGGAUUCCUUCCGUGCUUGUAAUGAUAUUGAUCUCCGGAUUGAACGCCAUGGUGAUUUAACGGUUUCACAACCGGGUCUGGCUAUAGGCCAGAUUGCGCCUCUUUACGCGUUUCAAUUGCGUCCUUCUGAGACGAAGAAACCUGAGGUGUCUGGAGUAUCUGAGAUGGAGUUCAGUCUCCCGCAGAAACUCGACCUCGGAGUCUCGGAGCUGGGGAUCGUCGGGAGGAAGGUCACGGUUGUAGCGAGGGGAGAGGGCGGGGAGGUGCUUCAGACGGGGAAUGGGAUUGUUGGGUAUGAUUAG